Messenger RNA from Lasiodiplodia theobromae, 720 nucleotides. RefSeq names its product 40s ribosomal protein s6. Gene Ontology annotation, biological process: translation. Gene Ontology annotation, molecular function: structural constituent of ribosome. NCBI's taxonomy places the organism in Eukaryota, Fungi, Ascomycota, Dothideomycetes, Botryosphaeriales, Botryosphaeriaceae. The transcript is spliced from 3 exons. Gene Ontology annotation, cellular component: ribosome. Bases 1 to 720 code for a protein of 239 amino acids. The record is from RefSeq and is a predicted model, not a curated record.
AUGAAGCUCAACAUUUCCUACCCGGCCAACGGCUCGCAGAAGCUGAUCGAGAUCGAAGAUGAGCGCAAGCUCCGCGUUUUCAUGGACCGCCGCAUGGGUCAGGAGGUUCCCGGCGACAGCGUUGGCGACGAGUUCAAGGGCUACGUCUUCCGCAUCACCGGCGGCAACGACAAGCAGGGUUUCCCGAUGAAGCAGGGUGUCAUGCACCCCACCCGUGUCCGUCUCCUGCUCUCCGACGGCCACUCCUGCUACCGCCCCCGCCGCACUGGUGAGCGCAAGAGGAAGUCCGUCCGCGGCUGCAUUGUCGCCAUGGACCUUUCCGUCCUCGCUCUCUCCAUCGUCAAGCAGGGCGAGAACGACAUCCCCGGCCUGACCGACACCGUCCACCCCAAGCGUCUCGGCCCCAAGCGCGCCACCAAGAUCCGCCGCAUGUUUGGUCUCAGCAAGGAAGACGAUGUCCGCAAGUUCGUCAUCCGCCGCGAGGUCCAGCCCAAGGGCGAGGGCAAGAAGCCCUACACCAAGGCUCCCAGGAUCCAGCGUCUGGUUACUCCUCAGCGCCUCCAGCACAAGCGCCACAGGAUCGCCCUCAAGCGCCGCAACGCCGAGCGCCAGCGCGAUGCUGCCUCCGAGUACGCCAAGCUCCUCCACCAGCGUGUUGUCGAGGGCAAGGCCGCCCACGACGAGGCCAAGAAGAGGAGGGCUUCUUCCAUGCGCAAGUAA